Coffea eugenioides is the source of this 732-nucleotide messenger RNA. RefSeq lists its product as uncharacterized. The coding region runs from base 1 to 732 and encodes 243 amino acids. Lineage: Eukaryota; Viridiplantae; Streptophyta; Magnoliopsida; Gentianales; Rubiaceae. The record is from RefSeq and is a predicted model, not a curated record. Gene Ontology annotation, molecular function: protein binding. The transcript is spliced from 3 exons.
AUGGCAGGAGUUGGUUCUAAAGCAAUGAAAAGAAUUAGGAACAGAGGAAACAGAAUGCUGGUGAACUCGCCUAUGAUUUCCCUCCCUCCUGAGCUUGUUACUGAGGUUCUUGCGCGUGUUGCUUCUUCCUCAGCAACUGAUCUAUUUACAGCCAAAUUAAGCUGCAAGGUGUUUUCUCAAAUUGCUGAGGAAAGCUACGUGUAUAAACGGGUCUCACUCGACAAGUUCCCCGUUGUGGCAUGGCACCACCGUCGCCAAAUUGCGGCGUUCUUCAACAAGUGUAAAUGCAGUAAAAAUCCCGAGGCCUUGUAUAGACAAGGAGUGGUUGAUUUUUUCGGGGGCGAGGAACUAAACUCUGCAAUCGAAUGCUUGAAAGAAGCUAUGGAGUCGGGACACGAGGGGGCUUCCUACGCCAUGGCAAUUAUUCUCAUCUUUUUCGGUGGUGACAUGAAGCAAAAAGGCAUAACUUAUCUCAGGGGAAUGAAGAAAUCAAGAAUUCUCGAAGGAAGGAUCGGCUAUUGUCGGGAGAGUUUGCGUAGGAUUAUAAGGAGGAUUUGGGUUAAAAAUCCGCUCGUUUUGAAUGAGAGACCAAAAUGCUGUACCAUGCAACACGAGAAACACAAAGGCUGGACCAGGUAUCAAUUUGAUAGAGACGACAACACCUGCGAGGCCUGCAAAUGUGAUGAAGAAAUUGCUUACAUCUGUGAUGCGCUCCCUCAAAUCAUCAUCUGA